CAAAAACAACUUUUUUCGUUCAUAAAAAAUCAAAACAAACUUUAAACCCGCGCGUCGCGUGUUCGUAAAUCUCCGCGCGUGCGUUCUACUACCUAUUCCUGUACAUCGUCCUCUUAUAAUCUAGUUGAAACGCGGUCGUCGAUUGCCUCGUUGCAAUUCCCACGUCGCGUCGGGACGCAAGUAGAAAUCGCGCCCGAGUCAAAACAAAACGUGCUCUCGAAAAAUAAUCGCAUACAAAGUACCUCGUGCGUGUUGGUGUUUUUUUUUCGGGGGGUGCGCGGAGUGGGUGUCUACCACGUGGGUUAAGAUGGGGUAGAUACGCAACUGGAAGUGUCAAGUUACGGUUGACAAGUUUUUUAGUGGAUAGGGUGAUUGGGAAUUCCGGUGUUUGAUACCAACUUGAACCAAAACGUCAAAGAUAUUUCCAUUAAAAACAUUUUAUUCAUGUUAAUAGAUCAAUAAUUAAGAACAAGUGUGAAAAAUUCAAGUGAACUAUUUUUUAAAGAGUUUGAAAUAUAUUCUAUAACGAAACUUCUAAACAUGUAUUUCUAUUCAGUGACUUCCGAUUUAUAUUUCCUUUAUUUGAAACUAAAUCUAAACUAAAAGUGCUUAAAACUAAAGCUUCAUUAAAUAACAUGAGAACCUUUCAGUGAGUGAAGUGCCAAAUAGUGGACAAUGCGCGAUAAAUGGACUAAAGCUAAUUUAAGGAUAACGGAAGGAUAACAGCGGGACUAUCCAGGACAACGGUGGUUUUCUCGCCACAUUGUGAUACUAAAAGCAAGGGGCAGGAUACGAUACAGAGAAGGACUGCUAAAAAAGGGAUUCUUGUAAUGUUAUUCUAUAGGACUCGAAGGAUGCAUUCGACCGUAAUUACAAGGAAUAUUGGCAAAGUAAUCGAAGGAUAACUGUAGGAUUCGAGUCAAAUUAAUUGUAACGUUAGAAGAAUAAUCACAUGAUGUUUCCUGGGUGUAUUAAGACUCCUAGGUCGGCGCAGGGGUCAACUGAUGAUAUCACUAAGCAGACAAAAAGUAUAGUACAGAUUUACUCCGAUUGGGCGAAUCAUUAUCUGGAAAAAGCGAAAAGUAAAAAAAGAGUCAGCUCGUUGGCGUCCGAUUGCAGCGAUGGAGUUCUUUUGGCUGAAGUCAUCGAGUCAGUCACAUGUCAGAAAAUCGCAGAUAUUCAGCGGAAACCAAAGACCCCCACCCAAAUGUUGGAAAAUAUCAACGCGUGUUUAUCGUUUCUUCGCAGCCAGCAUGUCGCCGGUAUCGAGAAUGUUUCGGCGCAAGAACUGCGCGACGGCAAGUUGAAGGCCAUUCUAGCGCUCUUCUUCGCUCUCUCGAGACAUAAACAAGCGGCUAAAACUGGCGGCAGACACCAAGUCAUCGCGCAACAGCAAGAGAUGACUCCUAACAGAUCUUCGGCGAUAGUUCAUAAGGGAAACAGUAGUAUUCCUUUACCAGGUUCAUCGUUACCAGCUCGGAGAUGCCCCCCGGACAAAGUUCGACCGGUUGCAGGCAGCAGCCGAAGUACCAGUCCUGCAAUGUCCAUGAUACCUAGAGCUCCACCCACUCAAAUAACCAGUCCCUACCAGAGCAACAACCAAUCUCAAAAAAAUUCAAUGUUAGAUAAAUUGAAACUUUUCAAAAAUAAUGAGAAACCAUCUCCUGCUAGUAAUGGUAAAAGAACCAGUAGUUCCAGCGGGGUAUCCUCAGCUAGAAGUGAACGCAGUGACUCAAGUAUAAGUCUUGAACCAAACGUAGAUCUAAAACCAGUUCGUAAUACCUCUAGAUUAAAACAAACGAGACCAGGAAAACCGACUCAGGUUAAAAAUAGUCCUAAUGCUACCAAAAAGGAAGUUAUAACAAGCAACAAGUCAAACAAAACCGCAGCUGAUGUCGAAAAACAUGCUUACAAAGUAGCAAAUCUUCCUAUGACUAAAAUAGCAGAACCAAAAAUAAGAGUUGCGGUGAGUAAGGAAUCGGUUCCUAAAUCGACGCAUUUACCAGUACUUAACGGAGCCGCACAACCAGUUCCUGGAACCGGCAUACCUAAACCAACUGCCGCAGUAAAAGGAACUAGUAAAAUCACAAGAGAUGCUAGCGUAAGCUCAUUCAAAGGACCAAAUGGAAUAUCAGUAUCUAGAGAAAGCUCCCAAGUAUCACUAAAACAACAAAAGCCAACUGUAGCUCUCAUAUCACCAAUAAAGACCGAUAAAGAUUCUACGCAGCUAUCAGAGAGCAGUCAUAGCGCUAGUACAGGUCAUCAUAGUAAUUCUAGUGAAAGUUCAGUUAUAUAUAAACCUUCUAGUGAAAGUGGAUCAGAAUGCCACAACAUCAUACCAAACCGAAAAGAACCUGUAAACUAUAUCACUGCAGUCACCGAUCAAUCGCCGCCUCCACCGGCUCCUCAAACACCUAAAGAUUCUUCAAACGAAGAAGUAAAGCAACAGAAAAUCGACAAAGAAACAAAUCACAUAUCUUACAAUAAUAUACUUAAUAGAGAAAAAUUAGAUCUUCCAAAAGAAACACAAAAAGAUAUCCUUAAUCAUAUCAAAGAUGUAUACUUAGAGGAGAAAGAUGAUAAUUUAUCUAUAGAACCAAUGAGGCCUUUGUUACGAGGUUACUGUAGCACUUUGACUUUGCCGCCCAGACAGAGACAGUACCAAAGGGUACAACCAGACGGUGGAUCGGAUUAUUGUGAAAUAUCUUUAGCUAACGGAUACUUAUCGGAUGGAGAGAUACUCAGAAAUACCGUCGCUAUGGACAUAGCAGAUGGAUAUAUGUCUGAAGGAGGAUCCAUUUUGUAUACCAGGAGAUUACAAACUAUGCCUGCGCAUUUACCAAAUGGUAAUCCCCGUCUCGCCUCCGGCCUCACCGUGUUGACAGAACAGUCCAGUAGAAGGGGAGGCUCUAAUGAGUCUCCCCCUCCACCACCAGCUCCCAGAGUGACUUCCAAAUCUUCUCGCAAUGGUCUUUCUCUACAAGAAUCAAAACACACAUUUUCCGAUGGUAAACAUACCCACCUAGAUUCAAAACACGAAUCCAAACACUCGCAUCAUCAACAGUGGAAACGCUAUACUGAUUCUCCAGGUGUGGGCUCACCACCACCUCCACCUGCACCUGCGCCGGGAAGUCCUACGCAAAGCAGAAGAGAAAGAAGAGCAAGUCCGCAUGGAAGCAGUAGCGGAAAGGAAAAAACUGGAAAGGGUGCUAGAGGAGUGCCGCAAAGCUUCGGAUAUUUUAAACGUAAUGGUACUGGAGUGAACGGUACUGCUAAUGGAAGUACCAAUGGACAACCUGUGCAAGUAAUCCAAAAUCAGUCUGCGGGAAAAACAGCAUCUGUGUCCGCCGUUCCCAGAACGAAAGUUAAAGUUUCUGGGGGAACUCAAACUUGUUCGAGUGAUCUCCAACAAUCUCACAAAGCAAGUCCACCACAAUUCAAGAGUUACUCAUUAACUGGUAAUACCGCUAAUCAACUCAGUCAGUCAGUCAGAGAACGUCUUAUGAUGGGUUCACAAAGUCUUCCAAAAGGUGCUGGUGGAGCGCACCAAGAUUACGGUCUGGUUAUGCGGCAAGUCAGACCAAAAGCCAGUGAUGGGUCUCUUUCCGACACACAAGCAAUAGAAAACACCAGUCCAUAUGCUCCUUGGUUAAGACAUAGCAAUACUUAUUCAGUUGCUCCCAGGUUAUCAGAGACGGAUAGUAUGGAAUCUUUGACGAGUUUGCCAGGUCACAGAAGUAGUUUAACACAUACAAGAUUAUUAAGGGAUUCACCAUCAAGGUUAAGUCGAAGCAAUAGUAUAAGAUCUACAAAAUCGGAAAAACUGUAUCCCUCCAUGAUGCACCGAAAUACUGAACCCGAAGCUGAACCGUAUUAUUGUCUACCAAUAGGUAGUUUGAGCCAUUGGUCUCAACCUACCAGUCCAGCUCCUGGUAGCGCUAGAACCUUCCCGCUUUCUCCAACACACUCGAGUACUCCGAGGCACAGUUUGCCCAAGAACGAUGAUGUGCACGGAUCUUCAAUCAGCUUGGUUUCAACGGCGUCUAGUUUGUAUUCAUCGGCUGAGGAAAAACAAGCUCACGAAAUUAGGAAACUGAGAAGGGAAUUAACGGAGGCCCAAGAAAAAGUGCACACGUUGACUUCGCAACUCAGCACCAAUGCUCAUGUAGUAUCGGCUUUCGAGCAGAGUCUAACCUCGAUGACUCAGAGACUUCAACAUUUGACCGCUACAUCGGAGAAAAAGGAAGCAGAACUUCAAGAACUACGACAGGCUAUGGACGCCCUUCGUGCUCAAUCCAUCCAAGCUGGUAUAGGCUCCAGUCUAGCCAGACAACCUUCUUCUGAUAGCGUAUCUAGUCUUUCAUCCGCUUGCAGCCUAGAUAAACACGACAAAAAGAAAAAGAAAGGUUGGUUACGGAGCUCAUUCACCAAAGCUUUUUCACGAAAUGCCAAAGUCACCAAAGUACAAUGUCAAAGUGAUACGACGGAAGAAAGGGCUCACAGUCCGCCACCCGUCCAAACUACAGAUCCCGGUUUGGAAGUAGUAGAACUUCAGAAACAACUUCGAGAAAAAGAUUUGGUAUUAACAGACAUUCGAUUAGAAGCAUUGAGUUCUGCUCAUCAAUUGGAAAGUUUAAAAGAUACAGUUAUGAAAAUGAGAAGCGAAAUGCUAAGUUUGAAACAGAAUAACGAACGGUUACAAAGGAUGGUAACGGGUACGACUAAUUUACCGACAGAUUUAACAGAUACGAGAAGCAGUAAUAGCAUUGACGCCUUAAGUGACCUCAUUCCUACCGAGGAUCCAACACCAGAAGUAGAAACCGAUGGUAAACGAAUAGCGAUAUCAGUUUAUUUGGGUCAGCCACAAAGUUUUGAAAAGUAUUAUGCUGAACAUUACGGGUAUGAUGGUUUAAAUGAUAAUGCCAAUACAGAAAUAUCGAUAGCACAUACAAAUAUCGGCGCUUCGACAUCUUGGGCACAACUCGACAACUCUGUAAGACGUGCCUUUAAACAAUAUGUCGCUCGAUUAGAUCCAGGAGGUGGACUUGGUUUAGGUAGUGACGCCAUAGCUAGUUAUAAACUAGGAGAAGCUGAGCGUAAACCCGAUUCCGGUCCGCCAGAUCUUCUUCCUGUCGGAUAUGCAGUCGGAAGAGUGGGAACUUUGCAUGUCGUUUUACAACCAGUAGCAGCCUUAGCCUUCGAAGCCUUAAUUCCAAAAGGAGUAGCUCAAAGAUUAGUUUCAUUAUUAGCCGAACAUAGAAGAUUAGUACUUUGCGGUGCACCAGGCACGGGAAAAACACAUUUAGCUACUAGAUUAGCCGAAUUCCACGCCCAGAGUUUGGGUAGAGAUCCCGCCGAAGCAGUAGCAACUUUCAAUGUCGACAAUAAGUCCGGUAAGGAAUUGCGCCAAUACCUUACUCAUCUAAGCGAACAAGCAGCAGGUGGUGACAAUAGUGUACUACCGUGCGUAGUUGUCUUGGAUAAUCUCCAUAAAGCCGGUACACUCGCGGAUGCUUUAGGCUCUCUACCCCGAAAUCUUCCCUGUCUUCUAGGUACAAUGGCACAAAGUGCUUGCUCCGCAACUAGCUUGCAACUUCAACAUGGAUUUCGAUGGGUACUAGUAGCGCCACAUAUGGAACCAGCUCGAGGACUAUUAGGAAGAGUAUUAAGAAGACGAUUAGCUGGAUUAGAACUUGAACAAGGACCACAACCAGAACUAGCAGCUAUACUUGGUUGGUUACCGAGGGUGUGGCAACAUUUGAACGCUUUUCUUGAAACACAUAGUAGUGGAGAUGUUGCUAUUGGACCUAGACUAUUUCUAAGUUGUCCUCUCGAAUUAGACGCAGCACGAGCAUGGUUCGCAGAUGUCUGGAACUACUCCCUAGCUCCAUAUCUUCGGGAAGCUGCUCGUGAAGGUCUUCAACUGUACGGUCGUCGUGCUCCUUGGACAGAUCCUACACAAUUUGUCCUAGAAACGUAUCCAUGGCCGGGUUCUCCGCCACAAGGUCUAACUACCAUUUCAGCCAAAGACGUAGGUCUUGAAGUAGGACCAUCGGCCCAAUCAGAAAACGAAGGGGAUCCUCUUUUAAAUAUGCUGAUGAGGCUUCAAGAAGCUGCAAACUAUUCUAGUCCGCAUUCAAACGAUUCAGAUUGUAACAGUCUGGAAUCGAAUUUGACACAUACUAGUAAUUUAGGUACAGAAAGUGUGUCUUAGGAUAUAAAUGUAACUUAAGUGGUACAUGUGAUGACAUUUGGUUUUAAUGGGAAGGAAUAGUUUUUUUGGGUUUAUUACAUUUUAAAUAUAUUUUGAUGCUAUUUCAGUAAAUCCUAUGUCAUCAUUAUAUUUGUAGGUUUGAAGGAAACUGGUCGAUUUUUUGUAGAAAUUGAUAUUUUUGAAGUGAGCAUACUCAAAUUAUUCAUUAUAUUUUGAAUUAUGAUAUGAAUCUGCUUAAAAAUUGAGUAGAUUUCAUAAAUUUAUUAGAUAUGGUAAUUGAAUAAAAUAUCUUACCAUUAUCAUUUUAAUAUUUCAUAUCAAGACACGGUAUUAUUUCCUGUUUUCUAAUUAACAUAGCACUUUAAAAUAAAACUAAAUUUAAAUCUGAUUGAAAGCAAUUGAAAUUAUUUUUUGAACUAACAUUCUCAUAAAAGAAAUCAAAUACUAUGUCCGAAUAUGUUUUUAAGUUUAUCUUAUGUUGACAUGUCAAAAGUUUAUCAGCAAAAAAAUUGCAGAGGGGUUGUGGAUAUCACGAAGAAGUUAGUUGUAGUGGUAGUAAUGGACUAGAGAAUCAACAUUGUCUAAUGUCAAAUGCAGAAUACAAAAGUGACAAUGUAAUGAUGAACUAGCUACUAAACUUUAAAUCCUAAAUAUGCGCCUCUAUCUAUCUAUUAGUCCAAGAGGUCGUGAGUGCCAGACCAUUGGAUUUUAAUAAAAGCUGAAAGCUCUUCUAUGUAUACCCGCAAUACAUGUAAGAAUGAUCCUCACUCAUGACACCUGCGUAGUGACUUGACAGGUACCAGGUAGUAAAUGUGUAUAAAAGUGCAUCUUAAAUGUGUAAAUGUAUAAAAUUCCAGUUUACUUAUAUUUCUUUUGUACCAAUAUAAAAAUUCGCGUUACUCAUUGCUAGACACUUAAUAUGGCUACAACCCACACCCUUAAACUAUUAUAAGUUUUACUGUCAACGGAAAGUUUCUGUACAAGCUUUUUGUUUACUUUUUAAUUGAAAUAUGGUACAUAAACACGUUAUCCGGCAUUAGACACGUCAAAUAUAGUUACGAGCUGUGACACGUGGGGUGUAGCAAACCCCAAAUUGAUUCGGUCAGCGAUGCCUUCCUGAUAUCUGUUUUGGAAAAAUUUUAGUGCUUUUCUAGGCCCUCUUAGUAGGUAAUAUUAAAAUUUUUGUAUAAAAAUAUUAUUUUUUGUUUUUAUUGAAUAUUGCAUGAAUAUGGAUUCUUUUAGAGUAAAAAAUGAGAUGCUUUUUUUAUUUAUUUUCUGAAAAUUUUUCAAUAAAGAUACUAAACAAAUCGAAACAGAAUAUUAUAAAUAAAACUGCAGGCUUUCAAACAAAAAAAAACCGAAUAAAAUUAUCACUAGUAACAAAAAAGUUAUUGUGUAUUCAAUUAGUACAAUUUUUACAAUAGAUAUCUGCAUGCUCAAGGCAAAAAAAUACGAAACAUGCUUCACAAACAUAUUUAGUCUUCCUGUCACGUGAACGUGAGCAUUCAGAGCAUCUUCCCUGUUGAUUAGGCCUUUUCUUUUUGGUAGGUAGGCUUCCGAUUUUCACCCAAAAGUUUUCUGGUAUUGCCGCGUAAAUUGAGAGCAAGCUUGGGGUUUUAGACAGCCUUUAUCUCUGGUGGUCUUUGAUUAAUUCCAUACCUAAUGUUUUUUAAAAAAUUCUUCUUGGGAUUCUCUAUACUUUGUUAUUCUCCAUGUGUAUAAUUAUGCUGUUAAUCCUCACAGUAUUCAGUAAUGAAAAAAAAAAUUGUUAAUGGUCAUCUGCGGCUAUUGCGACAUGCAUUAUAAGAUGUCGACAAUUCGUCCCCGACAUCCUCUCCACAUUUAUUCAAAUUAUAAAAAGAGAUUAUUUGUGGAAGUUUCUUUUCAGAAUUAAUGUCCACUGAAUCGUCAUGAUGAAGUGAUGAUAUUAGUAACACAACCUUACCCUCUUUAGGGACAUACAAAUCAAUAGUGUAUCCCUCCUGGAAACCAAAUAUACUGGAGUGUAUUUCUCUCCCUUAUCUGGCUUAUUCUUUCUUAUGGUUUCUACAGCAGUUAACUUGUAACGUUCACGUAGAUUGACCAAGAGAGAACUGGUGUAUCAAUUAUCGAACGUGAUGUUGCGUUUUGUUCCUGACACUGGAGCAACCAGUCAAUCUACUACGUCUUUCGGACGAUUGCUUAUAUUAAAGGGGCCAUCAGGUUGCUUCCCUACAUAAACAUCCAUCUUCAAAACAUAGUAUGUGUGCGCAUCCUCCAGGGCAUGUACUUUGAUGCCAUAUUUUGCCGGUUUGUUUGGCAUAUACUGCCGGAAGGAGCACCUACCGCGAAAUGAUUCUAAUUUUUCGUCAAUAGUUGGAUACUCAGAAAUUGAAUAAGCAGCCUGACACCAAAAAUGAGAAUCGUCGCAGGCUCAUCGUACAUCGAAGCACGUCCAUGCCUGUCCCGUCAGUGGUCCAAAGAUCAGACAAAUUCCGAUGAUUAUUUCUGAAAGUUUCUGCUAAAUAAAGAAACCCAAAUACAGCUUUGAUUUCUGUUAUGCAUGUCACUCCAUAAUGGGAACAAGCCCUCCAAUUUUCAGAUUUUUCUGCAAUUCUUUGAUUAGUGUUGACAACUAUAUCAGCAUUAAUCAUUUCAUCAAAAAAGAGCAAAAAACAUUGAAGCGGAGUUUUGCCAUUUCUUCAAUAUUGUUUAAUUCCGUUAAAUAUUUAAUUAAUAAUAUUUUCGGACCUGGUUCUUACGUUUCUUACGUUAUAUUCCUUACACCAUGUCAUUCCAUUUUUUCCAUAAAAAUUAUGGAUUUCAACCGGUUCUGCGAUAUUUUGUUGGCCGUCGACCUCCUGCAUUUCUGAGUUUUCUUCUUCGGCAUCUUGUUCUUCUUCUUCGUAAUCUCCUAUCAAUACACGAACUAAUACAAGCGUUUAUUAACAAAUAAUAUUCAUAGUUGAUAAAAAUGAAGACCCUACCUGUAGAAACGAUGUCACAAAAAUAAAACAAAUCUGCUAAAAAAAGUUUCGAGUUUAAACAGGUGGGGUGUGUGAAACCCCCAGCAACUUUGAAAUGGUCCUUUUCGCAUUGUGUCUAUGCUGGAACUAUGCUUUCAACAACCACGUGUAGAGGAAUACUUAGUUUGAAGGUACUGAGGCGCUACAGUCCUUUGGCGGUCAAUUCGAAUAUUUUUUCUGCAUUCCUCAAGGGCUAGGGUUUGUCAUACCACCUGUCUAAUGCCGGGUUAACUUCGUCAUCGUCUUUCCUCCCUGUCUCCGCGGACUGUUUAUGAAAAACAAAAUAAUAUCGUCAUCUAUUUAGAAUGUAACUGAAUUAUUUUUUGCAGUUUUUCAAUUUCUAGUAGUGAUUUCAUUAUUUCCACAUAAUUAUAUUAAUUUGAAGAUAAGUAAAUUUUCUUGUUUUGUGACAUUAUUUCCAGUAAUCUUGUAAUCAAUAUAAUUGAGUGGGAGGCCCCGUGUAACUUCUAAAGCAGAUGAUAAGUCCCUAAUCAUAAUGUCCAAAAUGAAUACGAAGCUUAUAGCACGGGAAAUUCAAAGGCGGUUCAAUGAAAGUUACUAUAAACAGAUAUCAGUAAGUGUAGUAAAGGAACGCUUACAAAAAGCAAAAUUUCUACAAAGAAACCACUCAAACUAGAAUGGGCCUUGCACAUAAAGAUUAGACUGUAGAAAACUGGAAACAAGUCCUUUGGACUGAUGUGUCCAAAUUCGAAAUGUUUGAGCAAAAGCGAAGAAUUUAUGCUCGUCGUGUAUCUUCAGAAAAAAGGAAUUAAAGGAACCCUGGACAGAAAUGGUUACCAUUACAUAUUAAAAACGCAUGCUAAUUGGCCGUGGGUAUGUGUUCCAGCAAGACACAUCUAAGCUCUGUUUCAUCUAUUUAAAAAAUAAAGAAAAUAGUGGUGAGUUAGAAAUAAUGAAAUGGCCCCCACAAUCUCCGGAUCUAAAUCCAAUAGAUUUCUUGGGGAAUGAACUAGAUAGGAAAGUUAGAAAAUUGAAUCCCACUUCUUUGGACGCUCUUUGGAAGGCUCUUGGGAUAAGUUUUAAAAAAACUUAUAAAAGGAAUGCCACGUGUAGUUAAAAAAUUAUUAGUGGCGGUCAGAGGUGGUUUCUUUGAUGAAUAGAUAGUGUUGCAGUAUAACAUGAAAGAGACAAAAUAUGUUCAUGUUGUAAUAGUAGAAUGUUAUCUUUUAAUAUUUUUAAAAUAAAACUUGCUUUAACUUCACUUUUAAUAAUUUAUUUUAAAAAUUUUCAACUUGUCCGGAAACUUUCUGUUGGCAGUGUAUAUAUCUUUAAAAACUAUUAAAUAAUGUUUCUUUAGUAAAGACAGUUUUGAGGAUUCUACCAUCCUGCCAGUGAAAGUGAGGAGCAUAUGCAGUUUCGGAUGCGACUGAAAUAGAGUGUUUGGUCUAUUGGGAUUUUUUACUCUAGAUCUACUGUUGUUCUUUUUUUCUAAUUUUUUUUUUUAAAUUUCAUAAAUUGAAAUUAUCACAGCCUGAUUAACACAUUUUCAAAACAAUAUUAAGUAAACUUUUAUAAUAAAAUAUCAUUCAAAUUAUUUCUAAAUUUUAUAACAGUCAAUUCAAUUAAACUUUUGAAAAUAAAGAAAUUACAGGAAAUUUAAUUUAUUUAAACCAAAUAUUAAAAAAUUUUCAUAAUUGUCAGCUGUUGCGAUUUUAUUUUUUCGGCUGUCUGUUGGCAACCUUAGGUUACUGCUAGCUUACUGUGAAGAUGGGUGUGGUUCACAAAAAAACUAUAUGUUAAGAGAUUUUACUUAGUGGCGCCAGCUGGUUUUUGUCCAAAGUCCAGCUUUAUAUUUAUUCACCCCUAUAAACAAGAAAAUGGGGGACCUACCUUAAAAAAAUAAAUAAAUGCAAAGCAAAACUACUAACAAUAAAACUAAAAUAGUGGUCUUUUAAGGAUAGCCCUUGGGGUGACUCCAAAUACGAAUAUAAAAAUAAACAAUAAAUAUAAUAAUACAAAAAAUUGGCAAAAUUUUUAUAGAAAUGUCGUAUAAAGAAAUAUUAAAAAAAAUUGGUUGUAUCAAAAAAACUGACAAAAUUGACCAAUGCGGUUCUUUUAUUUGCUCACAAAUACAAUUUUGAAAGCGAGAGAUUUAAAAUAUUCUGAUUGGAAGAAAAAGAUUUAAAACUUAUUAUUUUAAAUAAUAUGCGAAAUUAACAUCGUAAUAACAAUAUACAACGGGGAAAAGAAGGUCACGUGGCAGUUAAAACUCCUGGUAACUUUCUGGGGACCUCUUCUACUUUCUGGCACAUUUUUCAAAUUGAGCUUCCUUUCGUCGGACGUUGAUUUUUUCUUUGGUUGUAUUUUCUUUUCUGAACCACAAUUCUGUAGAUUACAACAAUUAGAUAAGAACGCCACUAACAUUUAUUGCCACAGGGCCGCAACGGAAUAACAUAUUUUAACAAAAAUCAAAAUAACAUUGCGAUCAAAUACUAACUACACGAAAUUUUUACAAUGAAUUUAAUUGUUCACACUCUAUUCUUCAAUCAUAUUCGCAUUACAUAGUAUUCCUAAUAUUUUAAAGUAAGUUAAGAGAAAGGUACAGCUAUAAUUUGUGAAAAAUAAUAUAAUUUUAACAAAUUGUUAAGUUAUUGUUUUCAUAAUGCCUUGAAAAUGAAGUAAUUUUUUAAAAGAUAUUCCAAAAAUAGCAAAAUAGAAUUACUUAUCCCUUAGUUUGCCAUACUGAAUACACAGUUUACAUCACCACUACACCAAUACUCAUGAUUACACUGAUUACAGGCUCUGAAGACGAUAACUGGUUAUCGAAACGCGCGUCAGACAGUGUAAUUGUGAGUAGUGGUGUAGUGGUGGUGUAAACAGUGUAUUCAGUAUGAAUAUGGCCAACGGUUCCAGAAAUUCCGACUUAACUUAGCUUGUCAAAUUUUGGACUCUUUCAUGUCGAUAAACACUUAUUUAAAAUAUUCUCAAAGAAAAACUUGUUUUUGAAACCAAAUUUAUUCAAAUCUAACAGCCUGUUGUGCCCUACUUUUACAUCCAAUCUGAGGAACUAUAACAUUCUCUUAAAUUUAACAGAAUAGCUUUUUAAAACACUUCACUACAGAAUCAUGUAGGCAAAGGUCACAUGACAGUGAAAAUAAGAAUUCGCGACGUUCUUAGAAUUAUUUCUCUUGUAAACAGGACUGUUAAACUAAUCCGUAUCCAUAUUUUAGCAAGUCGACUUAUUUAUUUCUUGUUAAAUUUUCAUCACCUAUAAUGUAAUACCCUAAAAUUCCUGUCGUUAAUUUUUUGGGGAUAUUAAGUAAACGGUUACAAUUUAUGAUAGGCUCAAUUGUUUUUAAAAGAACUUUAUAUUCGUUUUCAUAAUUUCAUAAAAUUUCAGUUUGACAUUGUCUUGGAAUUGUACUUAAACUUUACGGUAUCUAUUUUGUCUUGUUUUGUAUACAUUUAUUAAAACUACACUAACUCAAUUUAAAAAUAAAUGUUAGAAUAGUAUAUUGAAAUACAAGUAACAGAAGGCUUUUUAUUCCAGCAAGAGUUCCAAAGAAGAAACGAAUACGAGUGUUUUAUACUAUUUUAUCUUUUUCGGCUUGUUUACAUAUUAUUUAUUUAUAAAAAAACUUUUAUAAAUAUAUAUUAGGGAAAUUACACCGUAACUGUAGGUGAUCGGUUGGUAGCACUGAUUCAUGUUUGACGAAUAUCAUUUGAAUUUAAAAGUUUGCUUGAGUCAGAAAAAAUGUCGAUUGAAGAACUUUAAUUUACACCACCAGAAUUGCGGGACGUGGUCUUUACCGCCAUAAAUAAUUUACUACCUGUUAAAUCAAGAAAUUACAAAAAGAACAUGAAAAGUUGAUGGCUUGGUGUACUGCUAAAGGAGUCACUAUUAUCACAGAAAAUGUGUUAAUUGCUUUUUUCGAUGCCAUGAGUAAAAGUUAUAAAGGCUCAACAAUGUGAGUCAACAUCAAAUAAUUGUUUAAAUACUGAUAUAUUAAAAUUGCAAUUAUGUACUUUCGAAACAAUGUUCCACGGUAUAUCAACGAACCUCGCACAUGACCAUAUAAUGACCAGUCAGCUAUCAAAAUAAAACUGUUAUUCAGGAGCACCAACCCACUGCAGAAAAUUACCAGAAAUCGUUUAAUAACGUUGUUCUAAUACCGAAACAGAGAAAGCGAAUGAAAGCCAACGAUAAAUUCUCACUCACACAUUCCCACUAAACUCUGGUAAAGAGGAAUAGAAUUCCCAUGGAUCAAUUUAUCGCAACGUUUCAUAGAAACUUGCACUAUUGAAAUAUUAUUAUGUUGUUUGAAGAUUUUAAAUUUAUAUUCCUAUGUUGUAUAAAACAUUUUUCAAUACCGCAAAAUGUUUUCUUCACUUAACCUUUAUAUAUAUAUAUAUAUAUAUAUAUAUAUAUAUAUAUAUAUAUAUAUAUAUAUAUAUAUAUAUAUAUAUAUAUAUACAUACUUAUAACUUAUAUAACUUAUAACUGGACGUAAACUAUCUGCAAACUACUCUGCUUUUUUAUUUAUGUUUUGUUGUAUUAAUAUAUAAACUAAAUUUCGCAUCAUUAUUUAACUGAGAACGUCUUCAAUUAGAAUUAAUCUGAAAUUGUCAAAAUUGAAAUGUUGUCUCGAUUUUGUUAUUAUUAUGAUUUUGGAAUAAAAGCGAACAGUUUCUUUUCUGUAUUAACAAAACAGAAAAAAUUAACCUUAAAGUGUAACUUGACUAUAACAAAAGUGCUUAAAAUUGUUCGUUGUAACAUAAAGUUAAAGCCCAAUAUUUAUUUUAUGAAAUAUACACUGAUUUUUAUACAGCGCUUGAUAAAUGAAAUGUCUCAGUGUUUAACUACUACUUGGAAUAUAUGUUUUUGUCAAUCCUUUUAUUUAUUAUCAUUGAAAUAGUAAAAAAUUCUGGUUUUACUAAUAACGGCGAUAUAUUCCACUAAUGAAUCUUCCUAAACGAAAUUAAAUUUAAUAAUAGUAAUUAAUAAUUAAUUUAGAACAAUUAUGUUUGAAGACUAUAUAUAAAUUUCAUUCAAAUAAUCUUUGCUUAGAAAAAUUAAUAAAUAAAAUUCAUUAAAAAAUCAAGAGGGUAUUCAAAAAAAUUAUUUAACAACAAACCUAUGAAUAAUUCAGUAAAAAAUAAAUUCCUCUAUAAAAAAUUUUCAUUGGCGUGUCUAUCCGUCUACUGCCAUGUUUUUAAUAAAUAGGUAUUUAUACUAUUGACAAGGUUGUACAGAAUAUUUGGAAAUUUAUGUAUGAAACUGUGCAAAGUCAAGAUAAAUUAACCAGAAACAUAAACACAGUGUGGGAACUUGCAAGAAGAGGUAACAACUACAAUUCAAAGCUACAUUAUUUUUUUGUAAAAAUAAUUUUCUUGUAAGUAGUAAAGAAAACUUUAUUUCGAAAACAUUUUCUUAUGUAACUAUCGACUAAGGAUUAUGUUAUGAAUUAAUUCACUUCAAUUUUUUAUUUCAAUUAUCGAAGAUUCGAGUGUCAUAUUAGGCUUUGAUUUAACAGAAUAAAUUCCACAUUUCACCAUAAAUUUGUAAAAACUCUGUCAUUGGUGCCCAGGUCCUAAGAAGAAAAAUGAGAGAUUAUGGAGACCGAAUUUGUGCGCUAAGAGAAGAAUAGUGAAUACACUGUUUACACUACCACUACACCAACACACACGAUAACUUGGUUAUCGAAACGCGCGUCAGACACUGUAAUCGUGGGUGUUGGUGUAGUGUUAGUGUAAACAGUGUUUUCAAUAUGAAUGCUAGGGGUUCCAGAAAUAAAAACUUAGCUAAUCGAAGAAGCUUACAUAUAUCUGUCUCCUUGAAAACCCCAAGGGGAAUCACAGUUGAAAAAUACGUGGAGUUUCUUCCUCACCUUCGCCACUACCGUAAACUUACAUAAUAACUAAAUUUUACUAAACAGCCAAACUUCUAAGAAUCAUAUAUUUAUAUUUUGUAUGUGUACAACACAGGAGUGUGAAGUUAGUGGCACAUAAAUUGAAAAUUAUGAUAUUUUUUAUUAAAAAGAAAAUUAUUAAUAUUACUUGAAAGAAUGCUAAAAAAUAAUUUUGGCAAUAGUUACAUAUAAUAUUAAAACAUCAUUUUUAUUUUGUAUUUUGCAUAUACAAUAUGAAUUUCAAAGCUAUUUCACUAUUUAAAGUAUUUUAGAAAAACCAGAAUCUCUUUUUCAAUUAUUGUUCAAAAGUGUAGGCUUCAAAAUUUAUUGUAAUAUAUUAUAAACAUCAAAACAAAUAUGGGAAAUGAAAAUACAUAUUAUGUCAAUUAAUUAUAAAUAUAUAUUAUUUUCACCAUUUAAUUUUUUUAUUCAGUUAAAUUAAAGUUAAAUUUUAUAGAAAACGUUUGAUAUAAUUCAAAAUUAUCUUGAGAUCAUAUAUGUAUUUUAUUACACAAGGUAGCACCUUAAUUUUUAGAGCUAAUAAAGACACUGCUUUAUGUACACAUUUUAUGUAAUAAGGAACCACAACCCUUUAGUGCAGUUUCCAUUACUUCCAAUGUAACACAAUAUAGAAAAAAGUUUUAACUAAGAAGUACUGUUAUUAUUUUUGAAAGUACCACCACCUCUACAAAUUUAUGUACACAAUUAUGAUCCACUUUUUAGUACAGUUUCCAUAACUUUCAAUGUAACACAAUAUAGAGAAAAAAUUUAAGUAAGAAGUACUCCUCUAAUUUUUGAAAGUACUGCGUACUCAAAAAAUUAAUUUAUAUAAUUCUGAACCACUUUUUAGUUUAGUUUAGUUUCCAUUACUUUCAAUGUAACACAAUAUAGAAACAAGUUUUAAGUAAGAAGUAUGUACUCUAAUUAUUUUUGAAAGUACCACCAGCUCUAUAUAUUAAUGUACAUAAAUCUGUAGCACUUUGUAGUAAGUUUCUAUUACUUUCAAUGUAACACAAUACAAAUUUUUAUACAUAAAGGAGACUGGCAAUACAAAUCAUCAAUUUUUGUUCAUGUUUAGCUUGCAGAACUACUUUAUGAGUAUAAGUUCAUUGUUUUAUUUCAAAUUCAAAUAAUCCUCACAUGAAACAAAUUUAUUCUAAAAAGAAUUAACAAUACCCUGAAGUUAAUUAAAAAAAGAAAAUAUUUACUCACAAAGGGGUAUCAUCACCAAGCUACAAUUGACAAAUUCCUCAGGUUUCAAAGUAAGUGUACUUUUUCACAUGAAAGGCAACUUUCAGAUAAAAGCGUUGACUCUGAUUUGAGACAUAUUUUAUUAGUCUAACAUGCAUGUCGAGAACUAAAGUAGUUCAAAUAUUUCUCAUAUUUGUUUUCCCUCUAAGAGUUAUUUGUGAGUUUUUCUGGUCAUGAACGUUUUCUGUAUAUAUGUUAUUUAUAUAUUACACAGAUAAAAAGAUAUGUAUAAUUUGUUUAUUACGUUUAUAUUAACAAUGUAAAUGUUUUUGAAGAACUUUUAUACCAAAAUAUGUAUAAUAAAACUGCCAUAAAUUAUUAUUU
Messenger RNA from Diorhabda sublineata, 16664 nucleotides. RefSeq names its product protein sickie. Gene Ontology annotation, biological process: nervous system development; neurogenesis. The coding region runs from base 953 to 6214 and encodes 1753 amino acids. The record is from RefSeq and is a predicted model, not a curated record. The transcript has 20 exons. Lineage: Eukaryota; Metazoa; Arthropoda; Insecta; Coleoptera; Chrysomelidae. Gene Ontology annotation, molecular function: protein binding; ATP hydrolysis activity; ATP binding.